This is a messenger RNA of Condylura cristata (star-nosed mole), 4367 nucleotides long. RefSeq names its product ARV1 homolog (S. cerevisiae) (gene ARV1). Gene Ontology annotation, biological process: intracellular sterol transport; regulation of plasma membrane sterol distribution; sphingolipid metabolic process. The record is from RefSeq and is a predicted model, not a curated record. Bases 84 to 899 code for a protein of 271 amino acids. Gene Ontology annotation, cellular component: Golgi apparatus; cortical endoplasmic reticulum. Lineage: Eukaryota; Metazoa; Chordata; Mammalia; Eulipotyphla; Talpidae. The transcript has 6 exons.
UCGCGUAGCGCAGGCUUUCCGGCCUGGCGUCUAACGUCCUCCCCGCCACAGAAUCGGAAGUUCUGGGCCGAAGUUGCGUGGAAAUGGGCACUGGUGGACUGACAGGGCUUCGGUCGGGCAAGGGAAACACGGAUGAGGUGGCAGCGACUCCUACUGCUGCUUCGGCAUCCUGCCAGUACAGGUGCAUCGAAUGCAACCGAGAGGCGAAGGAAUUGUACCGAGACUAUAAACAUGGAGUGCUGAAGAUAACCAUUUGCAAAUCAUGCCAGAAACCUGUAGACAAGUAUAUCGAGUAUGAUCCUGUUAUUAUCUUGAUUAAUGCUAUUCUAUGUAAAGCCCAGGCCUACAGGCAUAUUCUUUUCAAUACUAAAAUAAAUAUGCAUGGAAAACUCUGCAUAUUUUGUUUGCUUUGUGAAGCAUACCUGAGAUGGUGGCAGCUUCAAGAUUCAAACCAGAACAAUGACCCCGACGACUUUAUCAGAUACGCUAAGGAGUGGGAUUUCUAUAGAAUGUUUGCGAUUGUUUCUCUAGAACAAGCUGCCUUUUUUAUUGGCAUUUUUACUUUCCUGUGGGUAGAAAGACCCUUGACGGCAAAAAAAAAAUCCAACUUCAUUUUGCUGUUGAAAGCCUUGUUAUUAUCUAGCUACGGAAAACUCUUGCUGAUUCCAGCUGUCAUUUGGGAACACGACUACACACCCCUGUGCCUCAGACUCAUUAAAGUGUUUGUCCUCACGUCACAUUUUCAGGCAAUUCGAGUGACCCUAAACAUCAACCGAAAACUCUCUUUUUUGGCCAUUUUAUGUGGCUUACUGCUGGAAAGCACCAUGGUCUACUUCUUUCAGAGGAUAGAAUGGGAUGUUGGAAGUGAUUGUGCCAUCUAUAAAUCUCAAGACUUUUGAAGAGAAUGAAGCAAGGAUUUGGAUACUCUUCCUGAAAAAGAAAGCAGAGGUUAUGGCAUUGGAAACCCCGCGCCUACCACUCCUGCCCACCACGCCCCCACCCCAUGCAAGAAACGGAAAUGACCAUCCGGAGACAGAUCACACAUUCACACUGAAAAACGCUUGCCCAAACAAAGGGAGUGCUGUAUGCAGCAAGGGAAACUUUACACAUUUGCAACUUCAGGCACUUGAUUUGAAAGAGAAACAUGAAUUCAUGACUCACACAUAAUAUUUAUUUUAUUCCUUUGACCAUUGUAUAGCUUUUGAUUUAAAUGUUAAGUUACUGAUUUCAAGUAAUAUAUUUUAAAUAGUGUGUUUUCUUGCAAUAAUUGAAACACUUUUCUCUUAGAAAAGUCAAAACAAACUGAGCUUUUAUAAGCUUAUAAUUUAGUAUCUUCCACCUGUAACAGCUACUCUUUAAAAUAGGCUGAUCUAGAAAUAAAUAACUAAAAGCCACUAAAUUGUUCCCUUUGCAGGAGUGAAUUGAAAUUCCACAAAGCCCUUUUUUAAAUAAAUAGAUUUUUAAAAAUCCCUUCUCUUUUCUCCUUAUUUCAUGUGUUUUUUCCUUCAUCAUUUGCUUACAACAGAUGACUGAGCACCGACUGUUGUGCAUCAGAAACUAAAGUGGUGAGUAAGACAUGACCCUCUCAAAGUUUACUGAGCUGUGAGAAAUUAGAAAUAAGUAAUGGCAGUACUGGGUGGCAAGAGCGGUAAAGGGACCAGUCCAAGGCCUAGGGAAGCACACAGUAGGAGCAUCUAAUCCAGUCAGGAGUCGAGAAGGCCUACCCAGGGAAAAGAGAAAGGAAUAGAACUUCCCCGUGUCCCUGGUAGAACACUUGCAAAGUCCAGGGGUGGAGAGCAUGUAAUGUGUACAGUUACUGAAAGUAUACAGUACAUCUGGGUGCAGGGUGGCCAAUAGGGGUUUGAAAAAUUGUACCAGGAAGUUACAUAAAGGUCCUGUGAGUUGUAAUUUAUCCCAAAGACACGGAAACCAACACAGGCAUCCAAAGUUAAAAACGGAACUAAACCAACUAGCAUAACGUCACAGACUUGCCACAGGAUGGAGUGGGCUGUUGACCACCAGAUGGAGCCAUAAAUGUUAAAAAGGGAACACGGAGGGCAUGCAACCAGAGGGCAUGUUACACACCCCCUGUGUUAGAGAAAUAAAUAUUACAGGAAAUGACAGUAUGUCAGUCAUAACUUUUCACUUCUUGAGUCUGUUGACAAGAGAACCACAUCACCCUUUCAUAAAAUCACACUCCAUACAACUUCAAUCUAUGUUAAGCACUGCACAGGUGGUCACUAAUCUUAAAAAGAAAAAAAUGGAACCACUUCCUGGUGCCAGUGUCUGUGAGUGGCAGAGAGCCCAGGCUGUGGAGGUGGGUAGAGAAGCCACCUGCUCUCUCAUCUUAGGCCCAGUGUUUCUGCACUGAUCUUUGGAGUGUGACUGAAGGAAGCAGAGGCUGCCUGUAAGUGACCACUAGAUACACCUGGAGUGACUCAAGUUCUCCCCACAACCCCCUCUCAUCAGCCCAGGGAAUCCAUCUCACCUCUUUGCUUGGCCCUGCAUUUUUUCCAAACUUUUUUUAUGAAAAAUUUCAGACAAUUAUUGACAGGAUUUUACAGUGAAACAACCUAGAUUUUGCAGUUGUUAAACUUUGGCCUGACUUCUCUUUUAAAGUUAAUUUAAAUGUGAUUGCUGAAAUGAGAGAAUCGCUCUGUUAACACUAAUGAGGUAGUGGUGGAGCUUAGUGCUUUAAAGUGAGAUCUAUACUUUCCAAGGUGUCCCCUCCUUCCCCAAAACACUGAGACAUGAUCUAACAACAAAAAAAGGUAUUUAUAGAACAGUGUAGCUGAAAGCAUAUAAUUAAAUCACUUUUGGGUACCCCCACCCUCAUUGAUAAAUACAUGCACUCAAGCGCCCCUAGAAAUCUUGUCUCAUAAUCACAAGCAUGGAUCACGCUACAGUGGCCAUGCUGACAGCCCACUGCUGACUCUGGAAUUUGCAACACAGCCAGGAAACAGAGAAAGUCUCAGUUUACGAGAGCAAGUACAGACCAAUAUGGCACAUGGAAAAUAGAGAAGUGUCUUGUUAAGAGAUUUUCUACUGAAGUGUGAAGCCCUUUGAACUCAUUUGGGAAGAAAACAUUGAGGUGUAUGUGAAAGCCAAAGAAACGGCAUCAUCAAAGAUACUUACAAGAUGAGCAACUGGAGAAGUUAAAAAUUCUUUCUAAUCAGUCAUAUAAAAAACAGGAAGCUUAGAAAAGAUAAGUGUUUUGCUCAAGGUCACACAAGCAGAUGGUGACAGAACUGAAACUAAAAUCUCAGCCUUCGCAUCCAGUAUAAUAGAGGAUCCCUGGAUAAGGAAAUUAACUGGUCUUCAAAUACAAUUAGGAAUAGAGAACAAGUGCUUUUAAGUAAGGAACUCAGAUGACUGAAGCCAGAUCAAUAAGCACCUGCAUACCUCCAAGGAAACAGAAAAGAGUCUCGAAAAAAUGAGCAUUUACUGAAUUCUUUCCACAGCCAUGGUUCUUGAAAGUUGUGUUGAAACUUUCUGAUAUCUAACAUAUAACUAAACCUCUUCUUAUAAAAUUGGAGGAGAAAAAGUUAACCCAGGACUAAAUUUGAAAUGAACUCUGAUUCAAAGAGCCAAAAGAGGAAAAAGGCUAACAGCAAGAAUCUCCCACCAAACAUUCAAUUUCUGCCAGGUCCUGUUGUGUUAAGGGUAUUACUAACUCCCACUCUGUCUCUGGUGAAUCAUCUCACCCCCACCAUGACACCUCUGACCUAUACCCCCCUUUCUUGUAUGCAUAAAUAAAUACAUCUUUUUAAAAAAAAAAAUUCAUUUGACUAAUAGCAGCCCGCACCCAACCACUACCACAUGGACACACACCUCCUGAGCUGAGCAGGUCUCUCCUGGGAAACAACCCUUACUCUGUACUUUCACUGACAUCACAGGCAGGCAGAUGCAGGGCACUGCAAGGAGCCUCUGAGGGGCACCUGGUGACAUGGCGACUGGUUGCUACCUGGAGGAGCUGAAGCUCUAGGAUGGGUGUGUGUGGCACUGGCUGUACCAUGUGACCCAAAGAUUCCCUGGCAACGUUUGAAGAAUAUCAUGCCAACACAUUCUCAUAUUUUCCAGCAGUCACCUUGCUUGUACACAUUUGGCAGGACAUACCAAGAAAAACACCUGCCCUGGCGCUGAGCAUGCACUCUGUACGCCUUAAAUGAGCGCAAGGUAAGGAGCUGCCACAUUUGUGUCUGCAAGAAGAUAAAACUUGUCUUUCUUGACAGCAGAUGCUUCCUGUGCUGAUUUGACACCUGGUUUCAUUGUCCCCAUCUUGCCCUUGUAAUCCCUAUGAGCUGAUUUUUUAGAAAAUUGCAGUACAUUCUGUUAAUUUUUAAUGGAUUUUUUAAAGAUUUAUUUAU